Molecule: messenger RNA, 4026 nt
Organism: Piliocolobus tephrosceles (Ugandan red Colobus)
Lineage: Eukaryota; Metazoa; Chordata; Mammalia; Primates; Cercopithecidae
Gene: BIVM
Product: basic, immunoglobulin-like variable motif containing
Exons: 12
Coding region: 989-2617 (542 amino acids)
Cellular component (GO): nucleus
Molecular function (GO): single-stranded DNA binding; DNA endonuclease activity
Source: RefSeq, a predicted model, not a curated record
CGCCCUGAGCGCCUGGCCCUCCGCUGGGCACCUUGGCGCCGCCGGCCCGGCCUGCUGCCACUUUACGCGCAGCCACCUGGACAUUCAAAAAUUUUAUUUAAUUCUAUAACAGCCUGGGCUGCCAGGGGUCAUCGCCUCUCCGGAGCCCCGUGGCGUCCAGAUGGAGGCCACUGCAUGGAUGCCCGCUCUCCCGGGAAGGAGUAGGGGGAAAAGCGGGGUCGCAGGGGGAAGAGAAGCGCCAGGGAGAGAAAGGCCUAGCCCUCUGGUGAACAAAGCUCGAUUGGGAGGUGUCCAUCUGGAUACCGGUGACCCCCGUGCUGCCGUCGGUCUCCACGCCACGCUGGGCAGGGUCCGGGAACCAGCGCGCGGCGGCUGUCGCCUUACCCUGCAUGCCCGCACCCGGGCCCGGGCCACCGCCAGGAGUCACUGGCGCACCGCCCUGGUCAGCUCGGGAGUCGGACCCGGAGCCGCCUCCUCUGCCUACCUCCCUCUUGCCAGCUGCCCCGAAACCCAGAAGGGCCGGUGGCUCCGCGCCAAGGCGGGCCUGGUCGGGCGCCAGGGCAGGGGGUUUCUUUCGUAUUUUCUUUUGUGCAAUUGUCAUUAUUAAUGAUAUCGACUCGUUUACUCAAACACUCGAAUCGGAACUCCAGCUCUUAGCCCGGAUGCAGCAAUUGCCCGCGGGCCCCCUUAACACCGACAGCGUCCCGGGGCCCGGGGCAAGCAUGUUCGAGGCGGUCACCCCCGGGCCUCGGCGCGCUCCCCCUGGUGGAGUGCCUCGUCUUCCGGCCGGAAUCAGUUUAGACUUGAAAUUCAGUUUUUCCUGAAACUGAUCAGAAGUUAGUGACACCUUGAUUGGAUCCGUUUUUCUGUCAGGAGCUCAUUUUGUGACUUUCAAGCUUUUAUAGCAUGCUGUAAACAAUUGUCAAAGUUGUUUAUCAAGAAAGAGUUGCAAGUUCUUUCCAGUAAUAGAAAUUUUACACUGCAUUCAAUGCCUAACGUUGCAGAAACAGAAAGGUCAAAUGAUUCUGGAAAUGGUGAGCACAAAUCUGAGAGACAGUCACCUGAAGAGAAUCUACAAGGUGCUGUAAAAUCUUUCUGCACAAGUGCCUCAGGAGCACCCUUGGGUCCCAAAGGAGAUGGUCAUUAUCCAUGGAGUUGUCCAGUGACUCACACUCGGGAAAAAAUUUAUGCCAUCUGUUCGGACUAUGCCUUCCUCAACCAGGCGACCUCAGUCUAUAAAACUCCAAAUCCAUCCCGCUCUUCUUGUCUCCCUGAUAGUACCUCUUUAUCUGCUGGAAAUAAUUCAUCAAGAUACAUUGGUAUCCCGACUAGUACAUCGGAAAUCAUCUACAAUGAAGAAAAUAGCUUGGAAAACUUAUCCAACAGCCUGGGCAAGCUACCUCUUGCAUGGGAAAUUGAUAAAUCUGAAUUUGAUGGGGUGACCACAAAUUCGAAAUACAAAACAGCGCGGAGAUUUUAUGAAGUAUGCUCAUUUGGACCAUGUAUGCUCAUUGAUCCCAGGGGCAAUCCUAGAUUCAGCAAAAAGAGAAUGGGGACAAGGUCAUGGAACCCUAGAGGAAAGUGCAAUGCAAAGAAACAAGUUUCCAAGAGAAAAACUUCAGAUAAAAAGGGAAGAUAUCAGAAGGAAUGUCCUCAGCAUUCUCCUCUUGAAGAUAUUAAACAGCGGAAAGUAUUAGACCUCAGACGAUGGUACUGCAUAAGCCGACCACAGUAUAAGACUUCUUGUGGCAUCUCCUCAUUAAUUUCUUGUUGGAAUUUCUUAUAUAGCACAAUGGGAGCUGGAAAUCUUCCACCUAUUACCCAAGAAGAAGCUUUACAUAUUCUGGGCUUUCAACCUCCAUUUGAAGAUAUUAGGUUUGGUCCUUUCACGGGAAAUACAACACUUAUGAGGUGGUUUAGACAAAUUAAUGACCACUUCCAUGUAAAAGGAUGCUCUUAUGUUCUAUAUAAGCCUCAUGGGAAGAACAAAACAGCAGGAGAAACUGCUUCAGGGGCCCUGUUGAAGUUAACCCGUGGAUUGAAAGAUGAAUCGCUGGCUUAUAUCUAUCAUUGCCAAAAUCAUUAUUUUUGUCCAAUUGGCUUCGAAGCAACCCCUAUUAAAGCUAAUAAAGCAUUCAGCAGGGGACCUCUCUCACCACAGGAAGUUGAAUAUUGGAUCUUAAUUGGAGAAUCAAGUAGAAAACAUCCUGCCAUUCACUGUAAAAAAUGGGCAGAUAUUGUUACUGAUCUAAACACUCAAAAUCCAGAAUACCUGGAUAUCCGGCACUUAGAGAGGGGACUGCAGUAUAGAAAAACAAAGAAGGUUGGAGGAAAUUUGCAUUGCAUCAUAGCAUUCCAGAGACUUAACUGGCAAAGAUUUGGCCUUUGGAACUUUCCAUUUGGAACCAUUAGACAAGAAUCACAACCUCCAACGCAUGCCCAGGGAAUUUCCAAAUCUGAGAGUGAAGACAAUAUUUCCAAGAAGCAGCAUGGGCGUCUGGGCCGCUCUUUCAGUGCUAGUUUCCAUCAGGAGUCGGCAUGGAAAAAGAUGUCUAGUAUCCAUGAGAGAAGGAACAGUGGUUACCAGGGUUACAGUGAUUACGAUGGGAAUGACUGACUGUGCUUGGUACUGAACAGCUGGCAUUAUAUAUGAAACUGCUAUAUAGAGGACUGUAUAAAGACAGUAGAAGAUUUUAGUAAGCCUACAUUAAAUAGGAGCAGAUCUUGUGGUAUAAAAAGUAACCUUGUAGUUCUCCAGAUACUAAGCUUGUACAUGAUUAUGAUGGGUGAUUUCAGAUAUAUAAGCAGAUAAGCACAGAUUAUUGUCCUUUCAAGUAUAUAAAUAAUCUGGACAGAAAAUUUCACAAAAUUCAGUAAAAUUACAACUGUUGUCUAAAUAAGUCAAACACAAAUUCACUUAAUAGCAUCAAGAUUUGAAAUACUUAAGCAUGAAGUGACUUUUUUAAUGACUCGAAUCUCUAGAUAUUUGUUACAGAUAGUUUUACUCUCAAGACCAAGAUGUAAAGUACCAUCUACCCUUAAAGAAAUUGGGGCCAUCAAUUUCUAGUUUUCACUCAUGGUUGACACACGCUUAAAAUUAUUUCAUGCGUCUAGUAGUUCUUUGAUUUAUAACAGGAUCUUGCUUGCCUCAUGAGUUUCCUGGUUAUGUUCUUAGGAUUCUGACUAAGAGGCAAAAGAGAAAAGACUCAAGAAACUGAUCCUUUCUUUUGGUGCAAAUGGAUGACUUAGUGCAUUGAUUCCGAUUUUUUGACUUUCUUGAUGUGGUUUGUAAUAAUCACAUAUUGACAAGAACCUUAGGUCUUGAAAGACUUUUGUAAGUCUAGAUGCCGUUUGCCUUAGGGAUAAAGUAAAAGAACAAUUGGUACCCAGGGUUAUCUGUGACAUGAGAUCUCCUGAUAUUUGAUUGCUCUCUCAAUGUGGAGUCAUAUGUUGAUAACAGUACUGAAGAUGCGUAAGAAAUGCCCAAGUCACUCAGAGGACAACUACCCAUAUUCCAGACUCUGAGCUGUUUCCUUUUUUAAAAAUCGUAUAGACAAUUAGCUGUUUGAAGUGAGUAUUAAAUAUUUCAGAAGUGUGAAUUUCAUGUAUUUGAGCUCCUCUAGCUGCUGUCAGUUUUUCUUCUGCUGCCAAUCUGUGACUCACAAAUGACUAGGAUCUCUUGUUCUUUAAUUUUAGGGUCUUGUUCCAGGACUCAAAUCAGUAACUUGGUGAUUACAAGGUGCUGAAUAUGUUGGUAACCAUAUCGCAAUACACCUCAAGGAAAAGGUUCAGAUUUUUAUUUUUAAAAUAUUUUCAUUUUUUCUUGAAUUUUAUAUCCAUUUGUUCACUCAUACAUGCCUAGCCUACAGAAGGGGAUAUAUAUUAUGAAAUGGUCAUUUUUCUGAAGAGAAUAUUUUGCUUGAAAUGCAAAGAACUGAAAGAGAUUUGUAGGUUGUUGAUUUUGUUACUUCAUACUGGAACUUUUAAAAAGUUUUCAUCAAAUAAAGUUUUGUUUUCUACUUUUAA